AUGUUCGGUAGCAGCAGCAGCGGCAGCGAGUCAACUCUCUCCGCCGGCGGCCGCUCGGGCGGCGACGGCGCAGUCGAGGCGCAGCAGCUCGUGAAGCUCCUUCUCAUUCAGGCCUUGAACCAGCAAGUUCACAAGACGUGCUUCAAGAAGUGCUUUUCGUCGAACAAGUUCUACAGCGAACUUUCCAAGAGCGACCAUGUCUGCCUCGCCAAAUGCAUGGAUCGCAUGUAUGAAGCGAACGAGAUCGUGCACCAGGCGACCGCGGAGAUGCGCCAGAACUUCCCCUCUUCGAGCUCCGGUCUGUAA
This is a messenger RNA of Besnoitia besnoiti, 306 nucleotides long. RefSeq names its product Tim10/DDP family zinc finger superfamily protein. The record is from RefSeq and is a predicted model, not a curated record. Lineage: Eukaryota; Apicomplexa; Conoidasida; Eucoccidiorida; Sarcocystidae. The coding region runs from base 1 to 306 and encodes 101 amino acids. The transcript has 3 exons.